Hyalella azteca is the source of this 3353-nucleotide messenger RNA. RefSeq names its product phosphatidylinositol 3-kinase catalytic subunit type 3 (gene Pi3K59F). The record is from RefSeq and is a predicted model, not a curated record. Gene Ontology annotation, cellular component: membrane; phagophore assembly site; endosome. Gene Ontology annotation, biological process: autophagy of peroxisome; phosphatidylinositol-3-phosphate biosynthetic process; autophagosome assembly. Gene Ontology annotation, molecular function: 1-phosphatidylinositol-3-kinase activity. The transcript has 10 exons. The coding region runs from base 137 to 2740 and encodes 867 amino acids. NCBI's taxonomy places the organism in Eukaryota, Metazoa, Arthropoda, Malacostraca, Amphipoda, Hyalellidae.
CAUUUUACAGUACUAAAUACCAUGAAAAUUUGCUGUUUGACUGGCACUUUUUAGUCAUUUUCAUUUUAGUAAAGAUAUACAGGAAAUAUAUAGUACUACCUAUCUAAGAUAUUGGGUAUUAUAGGUACCUACAAGCAUGGAAGGUUCUGAUUCAGGAAGCUUUGCUUUUGUGAAGUCAUGUCAGCUUCCAAUGAACAUGAGAAUAAAAAUAAACUCUGUAGACAAGCAGAGACCUUCUCCAUCAUCUCUGGAGAUCCUCAGAGAUCCUAUCCUGGAGUAUUCACCAUGGGCUGACCCAGAGAAAGCUUCAGAUCUCCUCAUCCAAUGCCAGGUCUAUUCAGGAAACUCUCCAUACUCAUUGUCAACACAAACGUCAUUCGUGGAGAUGACAAAUCGCUGGGACUGGUACGAAUGGCUGGAGUUGCCAGUGUUGGUGUGUGACUUGCCAAAAGACAGUCGACUUGUGUUCACAGUCUGGGACAGCAAAAAGCCUGGCCAGAUGCACUGCAUUGGCACGGGAAGUCUAGACGUUUUUGAUGAAAAUGGUGAAAUGUUGACAGGGAAAAAGGACAUCAGGCUCGUUGAGGACCCUGACAAAGAAGACACCCCUGAAAUGAAGAAGAUAAUCAGCAGAUUAGCUGAGCUUGAAGCUAAACUCAAUAAAUACGAGAGAGGACAGACGGUACAAAUCGACUGGAUGGACAGACUGGCUUUCAGGGAAAUUGGUCAGUUGACUGAUAAACUAAAGAAGGAAUCUGGCUCAUUAUUUCUUAACAUUGAAUUCCCAACUUUCCUAAAUGGUCGUGAAAAACUGACUGUUCUGUUUUACGAACAAGGAAUGAACUCCCAUUAUUCAAUCCAACGUAACUGUCAAUACUGCAAGCUGUAUGAUCCAAGUGCGGGCAUGGAGAACAUAAUUGAAAAGAAGCAUUUGGCUCUCGCUAGAUCGUUAAGAUCAGGACUGAAUGACAGAGACAUCCGUCCUAAUGCCGAGAUAAAGAAGAAGCUAAACGAGAUCAUGGAGUAUCCUCCGACUACUGUACUCUCAGGCUCAGAAUUGGACUUGGUGUGGAAGCAUCGCUACUACCUCAGCGAGCAUCAGUCUGGACUCACCAAGUUUGUUAAGUGCAUCAACUGGUCCAUUCCUGAGCAGAAAAAGGAAGCCAUUCAGCUGCUCAACUCCUGGGCCGUACUUGAUGCCGAGAAUGCUUUGGAGUUGCUGGGUCCUAGCUUCACAGUGCCAGAGGUGCGUCAAUACGCCGUACGCAGGCUUGGUGAGAGCUCCGAUGAAGACCUGAUGCUAUACCUCCUUCAGCUCGUCCAGGCGCUCAAAUACGAACCCUUCUCUCCUGAAACUUUUACUUUCAACGAGGCCUAUUACUCCGAUGACUUCGAUAUCAUCGGCACACAAAACACUCCCAGCAAACCAGAGAACUCCCCCCUGCCUGAUGCCAUCACAGGACUCCCCAACUCCAAACACGGCGGAGGGCUGCUCGAGCUCCUGGUGCUGAGGGCGUCCAGUAACUUGCUGCUGGCGUCCUCCCUUUACUGGUUCCUUAAAGUGGAGUGUGAGAGCGGCAGGCAGCAGCAGCAAGAGCACCGAGGGGAACAGAACGUGAUCUGCCAGCACGCGCUGGACAGCCUCAUGGCCACGCUGAGGUCUGGAGAGCCUGCAGCUCGUAAGACGGCGCACUGUCUCGCGAGACAAGACCAGCUCGUCAGCCGUCUCGUCGCCAUGGUCCAGGAGAUGAGGAGUAAAUCCUUCAACAGGGAGCAGAAAGUUCGUUUCCUAAAGAACACUUUGGCCGAUCCUGUGCUGAACCUCGCCACCUUCCCACAGCCGCUGCCUCUCCCACUUGAUCCUAAGGUGCUGGUGACCGGCAUCGACUACGACAGCGUCGUGGUGUUCAAGUCUGCGCUGGAGCCCUGCACCGUGAGCUUCAGGACGCUGGACCCCGGCCCGCCCUACAAGACCAUCUUCAAAGUGGGCGACGACCUGCGGCAGGACCAGCUCAUCCUGCAGCUGAUCACGCUGAUGGAGCGCCUGCUGCUGAGGGAGAACCUGGACCUGAAGCUGACACCGUACCGCGUGCUGGCCACGGCCCCCAACCACGGCUUCGUGCAGUUCAUUGAUGCUGCCGUUAUUGCUGACAUUUUGCGGGACGACGCGUCGGUGCUGAAUUACCUGAAGCGCAGACACGCGGAUCCGGACGCUCCCUUGGGCAUCACUCCGCAGGUGCUCGACAACUACAUCCGCAGCUGCGCAGGCUACUGCAUCAUCACCUACAUCCUGGGCGUGGGCGACCGCCAUCACGACAACUUGAUGCUCACGGCCGAUGGCUGCUUCUUCCACAUCGAUUUUGGCUACAUCUUGGGCCGCGACCCUAAACCUUUACCGCCCCUCAUCAAACUAAGCCGGGAAAUUACUGAUGGUUUGGGCGGACAAACAAGUGAACAAUAUCAUCAGUUCCGUCAGUUGUGUCGCACUACUUUCCUCAGCUUGAGACGUCAUGCGAACCUGGUUUUGAAUUUGUUCUCUCUAAUGAUAGAUGCGAGUGUACCUGAUAUCGCACUAGAGCCUGAGAAAGCUGUCAAGAAAGUCGAGGAAAGAUUUCAUCUUGACUUGACAGACGAACAAGCUUCGUCUAAAAUACUAAGUGUGUUGCAUGAAUCCGCUAAUGCCGUCAUGGGGGCAGUGGCUGAGAACUUCCAUAAGUUCACGCAGUACAUCAGAAAUUAGGUGGCCAGGUUUGUGAUUAAAUAGCUUAAUUGUGCACGUUGCACUUGUCGACAGCUGGCAAGCUUCGAUAUUGUUGCUAAGUAUUUCUAGAAAUUCGAUUUUUUUUUGUGAUGAGAGAAAGGUUAGAUACACACAAGAAUGACUUAAGGCCGUAUUUUUAUUACAAAUAAAAAAUUUGCACAUUUAUACCGUACUCCAUCAGCUCUAAAUGUCAGCCUGUAACUUGAGUAAUGCUUCUGAACUUGAAGUCUUUACUUGAAAAAAGAAGAAAGAAACGCAAUUGGUGUCCUGUUGUUGUUUCUUGAUUUUCUGCUUUACUCGGGGUAAGUAAUACAAUUAUUUUUUAUUUGCCUUUAAAUAUUUGGGAGGUAAAAUCAAAAACGUAAAUGCCUCGUCAUCGUCGAGUUUCCAGAGCUAAUAAGCAGACACGCAGAUAAGCUAUCAAGAACUGACUUUUUUUGCAAUAUAAAGAUCUCGAAUAAUUUUAGGUUUCAGUAGGCUGUUCAGCGUAGAAAUCAAUAUAUUUCUGCCGUGUUCGUCUAUAUUUUUCACUCAUGUAUUUAAUUUACUUUAUCCUCGCGCCAAAGAGUAAAUAAUUUACGUUGGGUGUGAA